AUGGCCGCUCCGGGUGGAAAGUACCUCAUUCAGGACAAGUUGAAGACUCCCGCCGCACAUCACGAGUCCUUUGCUAAGCUAUGGGAGACGAAGUGGAAGAAGCCGGCUGAGAUGGGCGUGUACCCAUUCAUGUUCGGCACUGCAAAAGACUUUGAGCCCAUAGUUGAAGAGAUGACCAAGCUGAACAUGCGUGAACCAUACAAUUGGGACGACUACGCCUCCGUCUUCAGGCCCCAGGCCGAGAAGCUGACGCGCAUCGCCGAGGAGGCCGAGGCAAAAGGCGAGCGCGAAAAGGCAUCCGAGUACUACCUGCGGGCGUCGGCUGUGUGGCGCAUCUCGCGCUUCCCUGCGCCGCGGUCCGACAAGCAGCGGUACGCGUGGGAGGAGGGCAAGAAGGUCUGCCUGAAGGGCUUGCAGCUGCGUGAACACCCGGUGCAAGAGGUGCUCAUCCCCCACCGGCACGCUGUCAAGGGCGAGGGCAGCCACAUUCCCGUCUACCACCUGCUACCCGCCGGCGCGUCCAAGGAGAAGCCGGCACCUGUCGUGGUCAUCAUCACUGGCUUGGACGGCUACCGUACCGAGCUUGCCGUGUGGAUGGAGGGCUGGCGCCAGCAGGGGGUCGGUACCGUCGUCGUCGAGAUUCCCGGCACCGCCGAUUCGCCCGUCCUCAAGGAGGACCCCGAAGGCCCAGACAGGCAAUGGUCGAGCUUGCUAGACUGGCUCGACGAACAGGAGGCCGUGGACCACGACAGGGUCGCCGUCUGGGCCUUUUCCACUGGCGGCUUCUACGCCAUCAGGCUAGCGUACACUCACCCUCAUCGCGUGGCAGGAAUCGUCUCUCUCGGCGGUGGCUGUCACCACAUGUUCGACAAGGAGUGGCUGGAUGAAGUGAACCAUCUCGAAUACCCCUUUGACGAGGCGAACUCAUUGGCUUACAAGUUUGGCUACGGGGAUGACGUGGAAAGGUUCAAGAAAGAAGCCCACAAAUACUCGCUCUUGAACGACGGAACGCUGGACAAGCCCGACUGCACUCGCAUGUUGCUGGUGAACGGUACGCACGACGAAAUCUUCCCGAUUGACGACUACUAUGUCGCUCUCCAGCAUGGUCCCCCGAAGGAGGCAAGAUUCGUUCCGGGCACCAAGCACAUGGGCGAACCAGAGUCGUUCUUCAUCAUCAUGAAUUGGAUUUACAAACUCUUCGGCAUCAAAGGCAACGCCGGCCAGCAACUGUCGACGAUGCCGUUCAAGCCCAAGUACUGA
Messenger RNA from Lasiodiplodia theobromae, 1260 nucleotides. Its product is annotated as Alpha beta-hydrolase. The record is from RefSeq and is a predicted model, not a curated record. Lineage: Eukaryota; Fungi; Ascomycota; Dothideomycetes; Botryosphaeriales; Botryosphaeriaceae. Bases 1 to 1260 code for a protein of 419 amino acids. The transcript is spliced from 6 exons.